Molecule: messenger RNA, 660 nt
Organism: Gongylonema pulchrum
Lineage: Eukaryota; Metazoa; Nematoda; Chromadorea; Rhabditida; Gongylonematidae
Source: the annotation of a GenBank genome assembly
AUGGCAAUGCUUGGCAGCAUAUUGGGCCUCGGUGAUCGCCAUCUCGAUAACAUUCUUGUGAAUUUUGAAACGGGGCAUAUCGUACACAUCGACUACAAUGUUUGCUUCGACAAGGGACGUAGCCUGCGUGUGCCCGAGAUGGUACCAUUCCGCUUGACGGGAAAUAUUGUACAAGCACUUGGACCUACUGGGAUUGAGGGUACUUUUCGACUCUCCUGCGAACAUGUACUAACAAAACUUCGUGCUGGAAAAGAAUUGUUGCGAACAAUACUCGAUGCAUUUGUAUACGAUCCGCUUGUGGACUGGGCUGCUGCGCAGGAUGAUCUCAGCUCGAAGUCAACGAUUGCCGUUGCCACAAUGAUCGCUGUCUAUGGAGCAGACAAACGUGCAGAAUUUGUGCAUUCGAUGGCGCGAUCGUUGUUCAUCCUUCGUAUUAAAGAAAUUGCAACUGCUUGGCUCGCAAACAAGGAUCGACUUCAUUAUGCGCUUUUGGAAGUUGCCGAAGCACUGGAAGCAAAAUGCAAGAAUGUUCGCGCAGAAACUCGAACAGCCUGGAUCGUGGAAAAGCGGAAGCUGAAUGCAGAGAGAAUUAUAACAGCGUGUCGUGAGCUCAAAAGUGCUAUCACUCAGCACAACGGCAUAAUGCACGAUAUACGUCCA